AUGCAAAACCACCGAGAAAGAAGACAACGACAAUCCUCCUUCUCCCACCACCGCUGGUCCCAACUCUCUCCCCCACACCCAUCUCCAAUCACAGCAACAGCAGGCCCAUCAAACACUCGUCACCAACCGCCAGCACUCGAUGAAUCCAUACGGGCAUAUCGCACCAUGGCCCUUCGCCAAAUUAACAGCUAUCAACCAAAACCCUGGUCGCGAACCCGUCGACAAACCAUCAGCACUACACGGAAUAACCCAUCUGGCACCCCCCAGUCCCAAAGACCAGUAUCCCAACCUGUCCUCGUCCGGACAUACUCCGGUAACACGGGAGAAAACAUCAUCAAUCACCACCACCAUCACAACAACAAGAAACCCCCAGAGCUAGCAAAGAACCCCAGCACCCCAUCCCCACGACGGCUAUCCUUCCCAUUCCUAAACAUCCCCUCCUCUCCCCCUCAGAACAAAACCACCGGCCCGAAACUCCCCCCACCAGAAGCAUUCAGCAUCGAAUCCAUCCUCACUGCAAUAGAUCCCUCCAUCCAGGGAACCCUAACCUCCAUCGCCGAAAUCUACGGCCGCAGCAAACUAAGCCUCGCGAACGAAUACGGGAGCCACAUUGCCCCGCUAGGCGAGAUCCGCGCCCCGCCGGGCUACCUCUUAACAGUCGACGAGGCAAGUUCUGAGCAAGAGCGGCAGCAGGAUAAAACUGACAAUGGCGGCGUGGACUCGUGUUAUAUGAGUUUUGCGCCGUUUUCGGUGGCCGGGGAUAGAUCUUCUGUGCAGGCGCAGCCGGAUACGCCACGGUCGACGACGGAGACGAAUUUGGGGUUUGAAUUGGAUACUGGGUUUGGGGAGCCUGCUACGAGGGAAUUUGCGGAGGGUGAUGGGGUUUGUGGGAGGGGUUUGUUGGGGGAGGAUGGUAAGCAGCGGGUUGUUACGCCGGCUGUUGUGUCGGAGGUUCAUCUUGAUGCGCAGGCGGAUCAGGUGUUGGAGUCGGGGGCUGGGGAUGAUGGUUCUGGGUCAUUAUCGUUGUUGGGAGGGCUGCAGUCCUUUUUCAACCGGGUUACACAGUAUGGCCAGGCGAGAACGUGUCGACAGUCUGCAGAAGUGCAGCUGCGCGCGAUGCUUCAUCGUGAUCUGCCUGCGGAGUAG
Aspergillus chevalieri is the source of this 1146-nucleotide messenger RNA. RefSeq lists its product as uncharacterized. The coding region runs from base 1 to 1146 and encodes 381 amino acids. The transcript has a single exon. The record is from RefSeq and is a predicted model, not a curated record. Lineage: Eukaryota; Fungi; Ascomycota; Eurotiomycetes; Eurotiales; Aspergillaceae.